This is a messenger RNA of Drosophila serrata, 1856 nucleotides long. RefSeq names its product solute carrier family 23 member 2. Gene Ontology annotation, cellular component: membrane. Lineage: Eukaryota; Metazoa; Arthropoda; Insecta; Diptera; Drosophilidae. Gene Ontology annotation, molecular function: transmembrane transporter activity. The record is from RefSeq and is a predicted model, not a curated record. Gene Ontology annotation, biological process: transmembrane transport.
CUUGUCGUGAUCGGACGUACAGCGGAAUUCUUCCGUGCUUGCGAUUAGAAUUAGUUUAUUGGUUCUAUCGAGCUCGCUUUCUGGAUCAUGGAGCUAAAUAAUGUUGAAAUCGGCGGUGAAGCACCCAAGUCCCACGGCCAAACUGCUACUACACCUUUGGGCGCUGAGAAACCAAACCCGCAAUUGCUAUACGCCAUCAAUGACAAUCCACCGUGGUACCUGAGCAUCUUUUUGGCAUUUCAGCAUUACCUGACUAUGAUCGGAGCCAUUGUCUCAAUACCCUUCAUACUAACACCAGCGUUGUGCAUGUCCGAUGAGGAUGCGAAUCGCGGCAUUAUCAUUUCAACCAUGAUCUUUGUCACCGGCAUCGUGACCUACUUCCAGGCCACUUGGGGCGUCCGUUUACCGAUUGUCCAGGGUGGAACUAUUUCUUUUUUGGUCCCGACUCUUGCCAUUUUGUCCCUACCGCAGUGGAAGUGUCCGUCGCAGGCCGAAAUGGAUGACAUGAAUCAGGCCGAUAGGGAGGAACUGUGGCAAGUUCGUAUGCGCGAGCUAUCCGGUGCCAUCGCAGUGUCCGCAGUGGUGCAGGUCAUCCUUGGCUACACGGGGCUGGUGGGCAAGAUCCUAAAGUACGUCACUCCAUUAACCAUUGUACCCACUGUGUCUUUGGUGGGCCUUACACUCUUUGAGCACGCAGCAGAGACGGCCUCGAAGCACUGGGGGAUUGCGGUGGGAACCACUGGGAUGCUGACGCUCUUUUCGCAAAUAAUGUCCAAUGUCCCCAUACCGGUGCCGGCGUAUCGAAAGGGUCACGGAAUGGAAGUGCGCCAGUUCCAGUUGUUCCGUCUUUUUCCCGUCUUACUGACAAUAAUGAUCAUGUGGGGACUCUGCGGCAUCCUGACCGCUACGGACGUCUUUCCUCCGGGUCAUCCAUCCCGUACCGAUGUGCGACUGAAUGUGCUGACCAGUGCUAAGUGGUUCUACGUGCCCUAUCCGGGUCAGUUCGGUUUGCCUUCAGUGACGCUGUCCGGCGUGCUGGGAAUGCUGGCGGGUGUACUUGCGUGCACGGUGGAGUCGCUGAGCUAUUAUCCCACCGUCUCCCAGAUGUCCGGUGCUCACUCACCGCCGCUGCAUGCUAUUAAUCGGGGCAUUGGCACCGAGGGUUUGGGAACAGUGUUGGCCGGACUCUGGGGCGCCGGGAAUGGAACCAAUACCUUCGGCGAGAACGUCGGUGCAAUUGGAGUUACCAAGAUUGGAUCGCGUCGCGUAAUUCAGUGGGCUGCCUUUAUCAUGGUGCUCCAAGGUGUAAUUGGAAAGUUCGGAGCCAUCUUCAUACUCAUUCCUGACUCCGUUGUGGGGGGGAUUUUUUGCGUGAUGUUUGGCAUGAUCAUUGCGUUCGGCUUGUCUACGCUGCAGUAUGUUGACUUGCGCUCAGCAAGAAAUCUCUAUAUAUUGGGGCUUUCCAUAUUCUUCCCCAUGGUUUUGUGCCGCUGGAUGCAAUUGCAUCCCGGAUCAAUCGACACCGGCAAUACGACUGUGGAUUCAACGUUAUCGGUUUUGCUUGGUACAACGAUUCUGGUGGGAGGAGUUCUGGGAUGCCUGCUGGACAAUCUGAUACCUGGAACUGCGUCGGAAAGGGGUCUGAUUGAAUGGGCCAACGAGAUGCCCCUUGGUGAUGACAAUAUUAACGACGGCACGGCCACCGACUAUGAUUUCCCGUGUGGUAUGAAUGCCCUUCGCAGCUGGCGUUGGACCUAUCACAUUCCGUUUUUGCCCACCUAUAAGCUCCAGAAGCAGAGCUAAUCAAAAGCAAAGAUAAUUAACUCUGUAAUUUAAAUAACAGAUAACAGCUAUUA